CCCACCAAAGUGGAAACGGAUAAGGGGACGCGUAGUGUGAGAGAACAAUCCGAGGUCCCGUCAGUUGACAUCUGUAACUGGAAUGCAUUUGGACGCUUAGACUGGAUAUCGGAUAAAGGCACAGCUUCAGGCAUGCUCACCCUCUCCUUUGCCACAGAAGGUCCAUUGGCAGUUAUCGUUGGGAUAAUCAUCUUAAUGCUGGCCCCAGAGGUGUAUGCCCAAGGCCGAUUAAAGCUGACUGUUCUGUCAGAGGACCGGCUCCGGAUGAAGUGGAAGGAGGCGGAGGGACUGGUUCAGGGCUACAAGGUCCGAGUGCGGCCCAUCUCGGAUGUGCCCCAGCCAGAGCUGAUGCUGACCACCACGCGGGCACGGGCCACGGUGGCAGGCCUCGACUCCAGCCAGGAAUACCUGCUGCAGGUGCUCACGCUGAACGGGACCGUGGAGAAGCUCCUCGCCAAGAGACGCUUCAGCAUCGGCACACUCCGGGAGGAUGAGCUGAUCCGUAGUGGGAACCGGGGGCAGAAGAGGAAGGCCCAGGCCACCGGCUCAGGCUCGGGGCAGAUGGAUGACGUCAUAGAGGCUCUCGAAUCACUGCCCACAGUGCUCUACCAGGAGCCCACCAGCGCUGAGCCGUCUACCGCAGCCGAACAAGACGACCAAGCGUCGGACAGGAGCGGCAAUGACAGGAAAAAAAAGAAGAAAGAGAAGAAUCCCACCAAGUCAGAGGAGCAGGAGGGCCAGGUGGAGGGCCGAGGAAAGCCUGAGAAAGAGGUGGAGCACGUGAGGAAGACCACAGCCACGCAAACGGUUGCAGGCGGGACGUCGCGGAAGCCGUUUGAGUGCAGGCGCGGUGUGCAGGCAGACCUCGUCCUGCUGGUAGACGGAUCCUGGAGCAUCGGCCGCACCAACUUCAAGAAGGUGCGGGAGUUCCUGGAGGGCCUGGUCACACCCUUCCACAUCGGCCCACGUGGGGUUCAAAUUGCCUUGUCGCAGUACAGUGGAGACCCUCGCACUGAGUGGCACCUCAGGAACUUCACUUCCAGAGAACAGCUCCUGGAUGGUAUCCGAAACUUCAGAUACAAGGGUGGAAACACCUUCACAGGUCAGGCUCUCAUUCAUGUCCUAGAAGAGAAUCUUAAAGAAGACGUAGGGGCCAGGUCAGACGCCCCACGUUUUGUGCUGCUGUUGACUGAUGGGAAGUCUCAGGAUGAUGCCAUCACAGCAGCCAGCAGGCUCAAGAGUGCUGGAGUAGAGAUCAUCGCCGUGGGUGUGAAGAACGCAGACGAGGCUGAGUUAAGGCAGGUAGCAUCAGAGCCUCUGGAGCUCAACGUGUACAAUGUGAAUGACUUCCCUCUGCUCAGUAGACUCGCCGGCCGACUCGUGCGCAUCCUCUGCGGGAAGAUGGAGGACCGCAGCAAAGCGAAGAGAACAGAGCAUUCCACUCAGGCCCCGCUGCCGGACGAACCCGGCCCUGCGGACCUGCGGUAUUUUGAGCUCGGUGCCAGAGAGGUGCGCCUGAGAUGGACGGGCCCACGCCGAACCGUCGCACAGUACAGGGUGGUGUUUCACAGCAGCGAGGGCCAGAGCCCGCAGGAGGUGGUGGUAAACGGGACAGACUCCACGGUGGUGCUGACCAGACUGUCCUCACAGACGCAGUACCACGUGUCGAUCUUUCCCGUAUAUGAUGAGAACGUAGGCUCUCCACUUAGGGGCAUCUUCACCACUUUGCCACUGGCCAUGCCGGAGUCCCUGGAGGUCACUGCCUCCUCUCCCAGCAGCCUGCGGGUGCGCUGGAGGCCUGCUCCUGGAGCGACUCAGUACAUGGCACUGUACUCCGCCCUCACGGAUGGCGAGCCUGAUGAUGCACGAGAGGUGAAGUUUGGGGCGGAUGAGACAGACGUGGAGCUGCAGGACCUGAUGCCCUCCACAGAUUACUCAGUCACGCUGUACGCCCUGUACGACGAAGACCCCAGUGACCCCGUCACAGCUGUUGCGACCACAUUCCCAUUGGCCUCUCCUAUCAAUCUGCAGUUCCCCAUGGUUAGUCACAGCACUCUGAGGGUCACGUGGUUGCCUGGCGCCGUCGAUGUCCCCGCCCACUCCAUUACCUAUAGCACCAAUCGUGGGAGUGACGUCAAACGGGUGGAAGUGGCCGGUGUGAACACUGUCUUGCUGCAGAAUCUGGCCUCUCUGUCCCGGUAUCUAGUCUCAGUGCAGUCCCACUACGAGAAAGGCCUGUCGGCUCCGCUCACGGCCAACGUCACGACGUUACGGGUGCCUGCUCCUUCUGAGCUCAGGGUGACCAACUACUCGGAGGGCGCCCUGACGGUGCUCUGGGAGCCGGCCGCAGACGACGUCACCUUGUACCUGAUUAAAUGGAUCUCCCUCAGCGGAGGGAACCUGAAGCAGCUUAAGGUAGAUGGGGAGAGCGAUGGAGCUGUGUUGGAGGGUGUCGAGGAUGAUAAGGAGUAUCAGAUCUCACUGUCUGCCCUCUACGCUGAUGGUGCCCAGAGUGAAGCUGUGGCUAUACGAUACAGCACAUUGUCGGGAGGCGGGCCCAGCAGUGUGUCCAUCUCAGAGGAGACAGCGGUCAGUAUGCUGGUCAGCUGGGUUCCACCCAACGCCCACGUACUGCAUUACCACAUCUCCUACACGCCUCUGACCGCGGAUGCCCGGGAGAGUACAGUGUCAUUGCCAGGAAGUGAGAGGCGGGUUCUGCUGCAGUCUCUGCUGCCUGACACUCGGUACAGUGUGCUGGUUACAGCUGAAUAUCGCAACAGAGAGGGAGGGAGUGCCUCAGCACAGGGCAAAACCACCAGUCUGCGCGUGAGCAGUGUGAGUGUGGUGCGCUCCGACCACUCCAGCAUCUGUGUGUCCUGGAGACCAGUAGCAGCGGUCACUGCCUACCACAUCGUCAUCCAGGCCCUCAGAGACAAGCAGACGAAGGAGCAGACGGUCAACUCCACCAGCAGCAGCCACUGUUUCUCUGGGCUGCAGCCUGAGACGGUGUAUCGCAUCAGCGUGCACUCCCGCCUGCGGACAGUAGAGAGCGCUGCCGUCACCAUCCUGCAUCCCACAGCCGUAGCUCCUGUCAGAAUACAAGUUCCUCCAAGGCUGCACCCCGUACAAAAGGAAGUGUGCCCUGAAAUGACCAUCAGGAAUAAUCUAGUCAAAGGCUUUAAUAUGAUGGAGGCGUUUGGUCUGACUCAGCGAGCUCACUCCACAGUGGAGGGUGUGGCAGCAGAGCCUUUCAUCUUCAGCUCUCUACCCAGCUACACCCUUUACCGAGACACUCAGCUGACCCAGAGUACGGGCUUCAUCCACCCAGUGGGCUUUGCUCCUGAGCACACCAUCAGCAUGGCCUUCCGCCUACUGCAGGAUUCGCCCCGGGAGCCUUUUGCCCUCUGGCAACUAACCGACAAUGACUUCCAGCCCAAGAUGGGUGUGGUGCUGGACCCUGAGAGAAAAGUGCUGCUGUACUUCAGUCUGGACUACAGAGGGGAGGUUCAGGAGCUAACAUUUGACCAACCUCAAGUCCAUACUCUCUUCUAUGGCAGCUUCCACAAGAUUCACCUGUCCAUUAGUCAGGUGAGCGUAUCCCUGUCAGUGGACUGCCAUAGGGUUGGCGAGCGACCCGCCCGUCCUCUUGGAGCGCUACCCACCGACGGCUUUGAGAUGCUGGGCAAGCUAGUGAGGACCCGAGGGCCUCGUAGUGGCUCUGCUGCUGUGCAGCUGCAGUCCUUUGAGAUUGUGUGCAACACCAGCUGGGCCUCUGAGGACACCUGCUGUGACCUGCCCUCUCAGAGGGAUGAAGAGAGCUGCCCCGCCCCUGAGCAUGCGUGCACCUGCGCGUCCAACGUCCCCGGAGCGCCCGGGGACCCUGGACCCCCUGGGAAACCUGGGCCUCGUGGGCAAAAGGGGGAUAAGGGCGAGCACGGCCUGAAGGGUGAAAUGGGCCCACCUGGCAAGGCAGGGCCAGAAGGAGGGUUUGGCCCCAUGGGGUCCGUCGGUCCACGCGGCAUAACGGUGAUGGGUAAAAUGGGGCCUCCAGGGAUUAGGGGAGAGAAGGGAGAUAUCGGAAGGCCUGGGAAUCAGGGGUUACCAGGACCACCUGGCCCAAAAGGUGAAGAAGGCACUCUAGGACAGAAGGGAGCCCGAGGUGUGGAGGGUAAUAUGGGGCCUCCAGGGACUACAGGGCCCAGGGGCUUCCAGGGUAUGCCAGGCCACCCAGGGUCAGCUGGAGAGAGAGGGUCAGUCGGACCUGUGGGGCCCACGGGACUUCCUGGGAGUAAAGGCGAGAGAGGGGAGAAGGGAGAGCCACAGUCUCUCGCUGUUAUCUAUCAACUUGUCACUGAGGCCUGUGAGAAGCUAGUGCGCAAUGAAGUGCUGAAAUUAGACGCCUUCCUGAAUGAGAUUAGUCGAAAGCCCGUGCCCAUCCAGGAGCCAGUAGGACCUCCAGGAGAGCCUGGAAUCCCAGGAGGAAAAGGGCCCCCGGGGCCCAGGGGCCCUCAGGGGCGACAGGGUGACCGAGGGGAGCCAGGCAAGCCAGGGUAUCCUGGCGAACAGGGGCGCAGAGGUUUGCCUGGUGAGAGAGGAGCUCCAGGCACUAAUGUCCAUGGAUCACAAGGACUAAAGGGUUUCGCAGGACCUCCAGGAGAAACCAAAAUAGGGAUACAAGGCCCUAGAGGUGAGGAUGGUAAGGCAGGUUUUCCGGGGGUACCAGGGUCUGUAGGUCAGCCGGGUGAGAUGGGUCCCCCUGGUGUAUGCGACAGCAGUGGAUGCCAUCGAGAAGCUCUUCCAGGAGCUUUUUCAGAGGAUCCAUACUUUGGAUACCAGCCAUGAUCUGGAAAAAUUGUGAGAACUUUUGUUGCCAAUCAUACGAAUGCUAUUAUGCUUUCCAAACACUGUGGAGAAACACUGGAGGACGUGACAGAGAAAAACUGGAUCUGCAUGCCAAGGACAUGUUUUAUCAAGGCCAGUUUUAUAAACCUAUUUGUUGGCUGGUUAACUGCCUCACUGUAUGAACCUUCUAAUGUAAGCUUCAGACUUACACCAUUCCACUUUCCAGUUUCACUCCAAAUGAGAGCUUCAGAAACUCUGAGCAUCCUUCAUUCAAGACAUCCUCUUUAUAUCUAUUUAAACGUUUUCUAGUGUUCUGGAUAUAACCGAUCUCGUGUAUAACUGAGGCAAUUCCUGAGGAUUCAUUUUGUGCUGCUUUAUUUUCAGUUUGAUACCAAAGAAGGGUCCCACAUGUUAAUCUGAAUUGAUAUUUAAAGGAGCAAACAGCCAUUUGUAUUUUCCUAUGAGGAAAACGUCUAAUAUAGUAAAUAUAUACCAAUUUCGCACUGAGAAUGUUUUAAUGUAUAUUUUACUGAUGCUGUGGAUUAUUUUGUUGUUGUUGUUAUGCACUACAGUGUAUGUGUUUUCUAAGAAUUUUUUGUUGAAGGCAUACUAUCACUAUCACUUGGGUUGUCUGACUUUGAUGAAUUUUAAACUGACAUCUAUUUGUAUGAAUUAGUUGUAAAACAAGAUACACUGUGAUCAUUUUGUCUGACCAUUCCACAUAUAAAGCCUGUUUUACACUA
Electrophorus electricus (electric eel) is the source of this 5585-nucleotide messenger RNA. It is a transcript of the gene col20a1, whose product is annotated as collagen type XX alpha 1 chain. Lineage: Eukaryota; Metazoa; Chordata; Actinopteri; Gymnotiformes; Gymnotidae. The record is from RefSeq and is a predicted model, not a curated record. Gene Ontology annotation, molecular function: protein binding.